Messenger RNA from Diceros bicornis minor, 3622 nucleotides. It is a transcript of the gene CABYR, whose product is annotated as calcium binding tyrosine phosphorylation regulated. The coding region runs from base 1457 to 3538 and encodes 693 amino acids. Gene Ontology annotation, molecular function: calcium ion binding. The transcript has 8 exons. NCBI's taxonomy places the organism in Eukaryota, Metazoa, Chordata, Mammalia, Perissodactyla, Rhinocerotidae. The record is from RefSeq and is a predicted model, not a curated record. Gene Ontology annotation, biological process: sperm capacitation. Gene Ontology annotation, cellular component: cytoplasm; sperm fibrous sheath.
AUAAGGGGGCUGAGCUCGAUCUUCUAGUUGACUUGGGUAUGAAAUAGAAGGAACCCACUGUAACCCAGGUGAGCUGUGUUUUACACUCACUCACUCCUCCCACAGGCCAGUGGUUCUCACAUUUUAGUUUUACAGAUUAGCCCUACUCUGAGAUUCUGAUUCAGUAGGUUCCAGGUAGGGCUUUGGAAAGCAUUUUUAACAAGCUCCUAGGAUGAUUCUAAAGUAGGUGGUCUAAAUCAGAGAAACAUUGCCCUAGGUUAUCAUCUUUUGGUAAGUAUUUAGUAAAUCUGAGAGAAGAGUCAGACACAAACAGAAUUAUAUAGCAAGGUUAUGCUCAGUCAAGUAUGUAUCCUGGGGCCACUGAAGAAAUUCUUCUAACUCGUUGGCUUUCUAAAGUAGGAGAUUCCUGAGCUGAGUUUCAAAGGAGAAGAAAGAUACAGUUAGGUGAAAAUGAUGGCUAGAAGGACAUCUCAGCCCUUGGACCUGAUGAGCUAAGGCACAGAGGUGACAAACAGCAUGUGUGUUCAGACCUAGUCUCUAGAGAGUCAAAUGGGGACCAAGUGUUAAGAUGAGAGGUCAUCUUGCAGAGGUCAUACCAAGAACCGUCGACUUCUAUAGAGGAAGGUUUUGAGGGCAGAUGGUGGGGGAGGGCGGCUUACAAUCACAAAUCUACAAUGGAAACAAAGUAGAUUUGCAUUUUAGUUAGAUCCCUAGCGACUGAAAGGGAGAUGAACACACGGUCAAGAAGAUUGUAAAACCACAUCAAAUCACUAGGAGUUCUAGAAAUCAAAGCAGCAAAUAGUGGUUUGAAAAGUUUUGGUUAAAUGUUUUCACUAACAAUUUGCAUUUCAGAGGGACUUGCACAAACAGAAAUUGAAGAAAUGUGGAAAGAAUAAAGGCUUGCCUUCUGAGUUACAGAUAUUCUGCAUGGUACAUAACACCUAAUAGGUGUUCGAGAUGACCCACCAAGGCGAAUUUCUCAAGAGGAAAAGUACCGUGUUGCAUAAAAUUAUUCAUUCUCUUUAUACUACUGUUUGUGCGUACAUCGAAGCAGAAAUUACUCUUGGAAAAGCUAUUACUCUAGACUGAGCGACCAAAAGCGGAGAUGCCGUUGCCUUGACCUACUCAUGGACUCCUGGCCUUUUGUCAUCGCCAGGUUCCCUCCGCCCGUCCGUAUUGUGUCAGAAAAGGCGAAGCACGACUCCGUGGCCCGCGGAGUUUCGGCCUUUGUCCCUUUCGGCUCCCCAUUGGCUGGGACGGCCGAAGCCCCGCCUCCUUCCGUGGCCUACCAGAGCCUUCAGCGACGGGGCGGGGCUUUGUGACGCACGCCCUGACGUCCCCAGGGGUAUAAAGGGCCCCGCUGGAAGCGCCGCCUCCUCCAGGAGCCGCCGGCAAGGGGACGUCGAGGAACGUCGUAGCCGGGAAGAGAAGUUGAGAUUACAGACAUCCUGCCAAAAUGAUUUCUUCAAAGCCCAGACUUGUUGUACCUUAUGGCCUCAAGACUCUGCUUGAGGGAGUUAGCAGAGCCGUUCUCAAAACCAAUCCACCAAACAUCACCCAGUUUGCAGCAGUUUAUUUUAAAGAACUUAUUGUGUUUAGAGAAGGGAAUACUUCUCUGGAUAUAAAAGAUCUGGUUAAACAAUUUCAUCAGAUUAAAGUAGAGAAGUGGUCAGAAGGAACGUCACAAGAGAAGAAACCAGGAUGUAUAAAAGAAUCAGAAAGAACAUCUGUAGUUUCCCAAGAACCUACAAGGAUGGAAAAAUCUACAGACACAGAGGAGGACAAUAUAGCCGGACCACUAUUUAGCAACAAAACCACUCAGUUCCCAUCAGUUCAUGCUGAACUGCUCUCCGAGCCUGAGGAGACAACUGAGGCAGUUUGUGGUCCUUCGAAACCAUCCACCCCUAAGAUUACUACCCCACCCUCAUCGCCAUCUCAAGCAGCUGUCUCACCAGAGUUUGCCUAUGUCCCAGCUGACCCAGCUCAGUUUGCUGCUCAGAUGUUAGGUAAAGUUUCAUCUGUUCAUUCUGAUCAAUCUGACAUUUUAAUGGUGGAUGUGGCAACAAGUAUGCCUGUUUUUUCUGAGGAGGUGCUGAGCUCAGAGGCUGCUGAAGAUAGUGUGGUGGCCCCUCCUGUUCUGUAUUCUGGACAGAUGGUAGCAAUGCAGGUUCUGAGCCAAAAAACUGUCCAUGUAGAUGUGGGUUCUAAACCUAAAGACCAGGCUGAACCAUCAGUGGCUUCCUCAUUCCCCUUGCAGGAUGAACAAGAACCUCCUGCUUUUGAUCAAGCUCCUGAGGUCCCUUUGCAGGCUGAUAUUGCGGUUACAUCAACCAUUCAUAUAUCAUCUAUCUAUAAAGAUGAGCCUGUGACUGAAGGAGUUACUUAUGUUGAGCAAAUACCAGAACAAAUAGUUAUCCCUUUUACUGAUCACGUUGCUUGUCUUAAAGAAGAUGAGCAGUCACCACCAGUUAGUUCCACACCUGUAGUAGGUGCGAUGGCCUCAGACAUGUCUGAAAAAUCUAUAGGUUCUGCAAAAUUUGCACAGUUGGAGGAGAAUGCAAAAUAUGAUUCCUCAGUACAUAUGGAGGCAGAAGCAACAGUUCUGCUCUCUGACACCUCUUUGAAGUGUCAGCCUGCACAAUCCCAGGAUGCAGAGGGCUCUACCAACGCAGUAGGCUCUGAAAAAUCUCUGCAUCUUGAAGUGGAGAUCAUGGCCAUGGUCCCUGGCAGUCCUGGAGAGGAGCAGUCCUGGGAAUAUUCUGCAUUCCAGGAGAUGGAGGUCACACCUGUGCUCUCUGGGGAAGCUGCGAAAGCAGUGCACUCAGGUACAUCUGUAAGAUCAUCUAGUGGCCCCUUCCCUCCUGUUCCAGAAGGUCUUACUGAACCAGAAAUUGAACCAGAAUGGGAAGCAGCACCAGAACAAGGUUUGAUGGAGCCAGCAAUAGCAGCAAGCGAAGCAGGACAACCACCACCAUAUUCUAACAUGUGGACCCUUUAUUGUCUAACUGAUAUGAAUCAACAAAGUCGCCCAUCACCACCACCUGCACCUGGGCCUUUCCCCCAAGCAACCCUCUAUUUAUCUAAUCCUAAGGAUCCACAGUUUCUGCAGCAUCCACCGAAAGUUACUUCUCCAACUUAUGUGAUGAUGGACGACAGCAAGACGACCAGUGCCCCACCUUUUAUUUUAGUAGGCUCAAAUGUUCAGGAAGUACAGGAUUGGAAACCUCUUCCUGGACAUACUGUUGUUUCUCAGUCAGAUGCCAUGAAGAGAUAUGCUGCAGUACAAGUACCCAUUGCUGUUCCUGCAGAUCAGAAAUUCCAGAAACAUACCCCAAAGCCCCAGAAUGGUAGUCCUCCUACAAGUGGACAAGAUGUCCCCAGACCACAAAGCCCAGUUUUUCUUUCUGUUGCUUUCCCAGUAGAAGAUGUAGCCAAAAAAGGUUCAGGAUCUGGUGACAAACGUACUCCCUUUGGAAGUUACGGUAUUGCUGGAGAAAUAACUGUGACUACUGCCCAUGUUCGCAAAGCAGAAACUUAAAACUGAUGCCAUAUAUGACGCUGUUUGAGUCGACGUUCAAGGUGGAGUCUGCCAUCAAGCGUACUGUAGCAAUAAACUUCAUGC